Trematosphaeria pertusa is the source of this 930-nucleotide messenger RNA. RefSeq lists its product as uncharacterized. The transcript is spliced from 3 exons. Bases 163 to 822 code for a protein of 219 amino acids. The record is from RefSeq and is a predicted model, not a curated record. NCBI's taxonomy places the organism in Eukaryota, Fungi, Ascomycota, Dothideomycetes, Pleosporales, Trematosphaeriaceae.
UCCACCGCGCUCGUAGCCGUCCACGCCCUGCCCAGGCUCACCUCCUGAGGCGUCCGCUCGUUUGGUCAUGUUGUCGAUUGUAAUUCUGUGAUACCCCCAUAUAAUCCGUUUUCUCCUGCAUAGUUCACGUCGACGCGCCGUUUGCGCGGUACAUAAACCGCCAUGAGCGCCCCAGCCCCUCCUUCCAAGGAGGUAAAAGCUCCUACAGUUGCCCAUACGAACGGGAAUAAUGCACCGGGCUGGGAGAUACCAGAAGAAGGCACCGCAAAAAGGAGGCAUCCACAUAUUGGCAUUGGAUCGAGCGCGACGCGCUGGGCUAUUACUGAUCGCUUCGACCGCAUGCUUCCCCCGCACAGGCGCUACUUUGGGCGCAGUCGCCGGACCUUACUCAUAGCGGCUGCUAUCGUCUUUCUCUGCCUCCUCGCACUGAUCAUCGGCCUGGCGGUUGGACUGACCAAGAAGAAGGAUCGCUUCCUCCCCCUCCCCGGUGGUGCGCAGACCUUCUCCGGCGACCUGACAUACUACAAUCCCGCCCUCGGUGCAUGUGGAAUAGCUUCGACGGAUAAUGAUGCCGUGGUCGCGGUUUCGCACUAUACUUUCGAUGCGGUGCAGCAGGGGACCGAUCCGAAUUCGAAUCCGCUCUGUGGAAGGAAGAUUAGGGCGAAUAGGGUUAAUGCCGGAAAGCAGGUCAGCAUUGAUGUGACUGUUGUAGAUCGCUGUACCGGCUGCGAACCUCGAGACAUCGAUGUGAGUCCAGCUAUGUUCAGAAAGAUGGCAGAUCCCGACCUAGGCAGAGUGCCUGUGACAUGGGCCUGGCUAUGAGCAAUACAAUCAUUCCCGUCCUUAUUCGCGCAGUCAUUCGCACCAGUCGUUCCGUGACGCAUCCCCUAUGAGUAUGCUAUCAUGAAUUGUCAUCUUGGUGUCCGUUGG